CCACAUUUUUCACAUACAGGUCUGCUGGAUGCAUAUGGGAAACUUGUAGCUGCUGUUGUGUUGAGGUCUCCAAUAUUGAACGCUCACAGCUCCCCUGUGCCACCUCCUCCCUUCACUACAUACGCUGCUGGUCAGGGUUCCAGAAGUAUAUGAUGCCCAGAUAAAAUCUCUUGUGAAAGAAAAUGAAUAUUUUUCUCAAUGACCCACCAAGGGUGGAGGACAGAAGACAUAUGGCUGAGAUGAUAUUAAAUGUCACUCUAGAGAUCAUCUACCUGCUAAGUGGAGAGGAUUAUACACUAACAAGGAAGAUAUAUGAUGAGGUGGAAUGCAGCAGGAACCAGGCUUCAAUCAUGGUGUCACCCCCUCAUUCACUGAGUGUUGAUAGAAGCAAUGAAGAGAAGAUCCUAGGACUCGCCAACAAGAUCAUUAAUUUGGUGACUGGAGAGGUUCCUAUAAGGUGCCAGGAUGUCACUGUCUAUUUCUCCACGGAGGAGUGGGAGUAUUUAGAAGAACACAAGGAUCUGUAUGAGGACAUUUUAAUGGAGAACCACCAGUCCUUCACAUCAUCAGAUGGAUGCAGCAUGAUGAACGUACCAGAGGGAUUCUUCUAUCCUCUUAUUACAGAGGAAAAUGCCAAAAUGCUACAGGAUUAUCAGGCUGAAUAUAGGCCUUAUAUUGAGGAAGAAGCUUUACCUGUACAGGGAGAAAAAGAGAUGUAUGUGGGGAUCCACCAGCAAUUUAAGGAAGAGGAAAUGUCAACCGAUAACAGCACAGAUGACUUCACUAGAAACUUGGAGGGACACAUUUUAUCCCUGGAUUAUGAAUUAAAGUAUAACAAUAUCACAGAUGAUAAUUAUGAAGAACACACUUUGACUUCGAGGUCAACUUCAGUUCUUCACAGCAGAGCUCUCUCUACUGAUUCCAGUAAUAAUUCAUCUGAGCAAAUUCAGAAUUAUACAAAAGAUGUAAGUGGUAGUCAAUUUCAUAUAUAUUCAGAAUAUGGGAAAUAUGUUAACCAAAAUUCAAAUCUUGUUCAACAUCAAAGAGCCCACACAGAAGAGAAGCCAUUUUCAUGUUCAGAAUGUGAAAAACAUUUUGCAUCAAAGUCCCUUCUUCUUAAACAUCAAAGAACUCACCAAGGAGAGAAACUAUUUUCUUAUUCAAAAUGUGGAAAGUUUUGUGACAGUAAGUCAAUUCUUGUUGAUCACCAGAGAACUCACACAGGAAAGAACCAAUUUUUCUGUAGAGAAUGUGAGAAAUCUUUCACCAGGAAAUCAAGUCUUGUUGAGCAUGAGAGAAUUCAUACAGGGGAGAAGCCAUUUUCAUGUUUAGAAUGUGGAAAAUGUUUUUCUCUUCAUUCACUUCUACUUAAACAUCAAAGGACUCACACAGGGGAGAAGCCAUUUUCAUGUUUAGAAUGUGGGAAAUGUUUCACCAGGAAAUUUAGUCUUGUUGAGCAUCAAAGAAUUCACACAGGGGAGAAACCAUUUUCAUGCUUAGAAUGUGGAAAAUGUUUUACUGUGAAAUCCCUUCUCAUUAAACAUCAAAGAACUCAUACAGGGGAGAAACCAUUUUCAUGUUCAGAGUGUGGGAAAUGUUUCACCAGGAAAUGGAGUCUCAUUGAGCAUCAAAGUAUUCACUCCAGAGAGAAGCCAUUUUCCUGCUCAGAAUGCGGAAAAUGUUUUACUCUAAAAUCUCUUCUUCGUAAACAUCAAAGAACUCACACAGGACAGAUGUAUUUUGCCAGGAAAUCUCAUUUUGUUGAAUAUCAGAAAAGUUAUUUUAAUGUACAGGAUGUUAAAAAUGUUUCACCUGUAUGCAAAGUCUUGAACAUCAAAUAAUUCACACAAGAGAGAAACCAUUUUAAUGUAAAAAAAAUCGUCCCUCGCUAAAUAUGUGGUACAUGGUUCAAAAUGCAAACACAGUUUUACUGCCUGGGAUUCACAUUAACCAUUUCCCUUUUAUAGCACUGCCUUUUCAUAGCAUAAUGGAGUGUGUGACAACACAGAAGUGGCUUAGGGACAAUUCUGUAAAUGUCCUUCAAUGGCCCAGCCAGAGCCCUGACUUCAACCCAAGUGAACAUCUUUAGAGAAACCUGAACAUUUUUGUCCACCAACAGUCCCCAUACAUCCUGACUGAGCUUGAGAGGAUCUGCAGAGGACAAUGACAGAAAAUCCAGGUGUGCAAAACUUGUGGCAUCAUACUCAAGAAUACUGGAGGGUGUAAUCUGUGCCAAAGGUGUGUCAACUGCUGUGUAGAGUAGAGGGUCUGAACACUUAUGUUAAUAUAAUAUUUUAGUUUUUCCUUUUCAAUGAAGCAGCAAAGAUUUUGAACAUUUUGUUUUCACUUUGUCAUUAUGGGUUAUUGAGUGCAGAAUGAUGGGGGAAACUUGAAUUGGGUUUAUUUUAGCCACGAGGAUGCAACAUAACAAAACGUGGGAAAAAAAUGAAAAGGUGUGAAGACUUUCUGAAUGAAUUGUAUAUUGCACAGUUUAUGGUGUGAAAAUAGCUGUAUUUUCCAUCCCCUUCCCACAAGGAAAUAUACCUCAAACUAGUGCUACCAAAAAGUACAAUUCAUCUUACAAAAAAGGAACCCUCAUCUAGCUUUGAUGUAAAAAUAAGAAAGUUUCAGCUCUUGAAAUGCAUUAAAUAAAUUGCUUGGUCUUAAAGACCCAAAUUAGGGUGGUUCUAAAGGACUUAAAGGGGCAUUUUGAUGUGAUCAUAAAAUUGUUUGGAGAGGGCAAAAAUAAAAAAACUUUAAGUACUCGCCAGUCCCUCACCAUUGCUGUUGCUCUGAUCUCUGCUUCCCCCCACCAAAUGGUCUACCUGCUCAGCCAAUCACUAGCUACAGUGGGGACACGCCUCAAUCAGUGACUGGAUUAGUGAGCAGUCCACGCUGUUUCCACCACAUUGACACAGAGAAGAGGAAGUGGAGAGUAGCAGCCAAACAGCAGCAGCGUGGUAUUGGUAAGGUCAGCUCUCAAGGGUUUAUUUUUUCUCUCUGAUCCCAGUUUUAUUUAAAAUGAUCACAUCAGAGUAAUCUCAUCCCAGUAUCACAAAACAGACACAUCAGAGUCAUAAAGACAAAUUAAUUAAUUAAGGUAGCUGAAAAGCCAAACCCACAAGGAGUGCAACCACACAUUUUUAACAUCCAGUGCUUUCUGCAGGGGAGAAUGAAGAUUACUUUUUUUUAGCAUCAAAUUUUAGUUUGUAAAAUACUUCCUAUAUUUCAAACUGAUAGUUAACACCUAUUUCUGCCAAACCUGAGUAUAGCCUCCAUAUAACUUCAAAGGACAUGUCAGGGCAAAUUGUGUUCUGACUGGAUGCAUAUCUGUUAAUGUUUAAAUGAUGUUCCAUUUGAAAUAAAGGAACCCAAGCUUUUCUUACUAUUGCCUUCUGGCACCACUAGUGUGGUGCAUACGUAGUAGCACUUGUGUGCUAUCUUAGGGUAUUAAACCACUACAAGGGCAAGUAAUAUUCGCUCUUCACAAAGCCAUAUAGGCUAGAUCCAGUAGCCCAAAGAAAACAAUUCCCCAGUAACUGUAGGUUGGCAUUAGUUCAGCCUCGUCAUUUACAAGUAGUGUAUUUACAGUAUUUACAAAGUGUUCCAAAUGUAUAAAAAGCAACCUACUGUAAUAUGAGUGGCACUGGCUAGAACCAUCUUACCAGUGCCACCUAUUAGAAGUGGCCACUUAUAAGUUAACAUCUGACUUUCCAACAAGCCUUGGGAUUUGACAAGGGAAUAUAGCCAAGCCAGAUAUUGACUCAUAGGGAGCCACUUCCAAUAGGUGGCGCUGAUGAGAUGGUUCUCAUUCUUGGGAGAUACCUCUCUGCAAAUGUCUAGUCUAUUUCUAUUGUUAUGUAUUAUUAAAUUGUUUUAUACGUUAACCCUUGUAGGACCAGGCCAUUUUCCAUUUAUUAUUCCUGGCCUUGCCAGAGCCAUAACUUUUUAAUUUUUACGUUCAUGUAGCCAUAUGAGGGCUUGUUUUUUGCAGGACAAGUUGUACUUUCUAAUUGCAUUUAAUAUUGCAUAUGAUGUAUUGAGAAUCUGUAAAAAAAAUCUAAAUGGGGGUAAAUGGGGGUAAAACAAAAUUCCACUACAGUUUUAUGGGUUUUGUUUUGAAGCAUUCCCAACAAACCUGUUCCGUUAAUUCUCUGGGUCAGUACAAUUACAGAGAUACGACAUUUGUGUAGUUUUUCUUGUGUUUAAUAAAAACUAUGGAAAAAAACUGA
Molecule: messenger RNA, 4232 nt
Organism: Bufo gargarizans (Asiatic toad)
Lineage: Eukaryota; Metazoa; Chordata; Amphibia; Anura; Bufonidae
Product: oocyte zinc finger protein XlCOF22-like
Exons: 7
Coding region: 183-1841 (552 amino acids)
Biological process (GO): regulation of transcription by RNA polymerase II
Molecular function (GO): RNA polymerase II cis-regulatory region sequence-specific DNA binding; DNA-binding transcription factor activity, RNA polymerase II-specific
Source: RefSeq, a predicted model, not a curated record